This is a messenger RNA of Toxoplasma gondii ME49, 2914 nucleotides long. Its product is annotated as Rab 5. Lineage: Eukaryota; Apicomplexa; Conoidasida; Eucoccidiorida; Sarcocystidae. The record is from RefSeq and is a predicted model, not a curated record. The coding region runs from base 1581 to 2306 and encodes 241 amino acids. The transcript is spliced from 6 exons. Gene Ontology annotation, molecular function: GTP binding; GTPase activity.
GGCUUUUCCCUUUCUUUGCAGGUCUGCUAGCUUGGCGACGACGAGGAAACAGCCGCGGUGUAGGGAAUCGGAAAAACGGGGGAAUUCGGGGAGUUUACGCGGCAGGAAAAUCACCAGUGCUCUGUGUGUGUAUGUGCAUAAACCGUCGCCUUUCUUCGCGCGCCGACAAGGCAAACACCGUGAACCAAGCGGAGCACACGGCGCUGUCGGAUUUCUAUUUUCAGUCUCUGGCACUCGCAGCUGAACUGUCUAGCUCCUUUGCUUGUGGUUCAGCGAGGCGAUUUGCAUCAGACAGAAACGAACGCAGGUCCCGUUCGUCUCCCGUCUUUUGCUUGACUGGACGUCUCUCUACUAUGUCCGCUGGAGAGGAAAGACGUCUGCUGUGUGUCUCCUGUCGACCUUUCCAGCGCGUUCUAGGCGCCUUUCUUUCUCUUUCAAUCGACGUCUUUUUCCACCGUCCUUGACAGCGUUCUCGACACUUGAUUUGCCUUCUCCUCCCUCUCCAGGUUCCGUUCAAGACGCUCCUCCACCGGCGGAGGCGCGUUCUGAGGUAGCGCGACGCCACAGCUUUUCACAGGGGCGGCGGUUUCUUCUCGGGGGUGUCUUUCUCUGCAGAGUCUGCUGACACCGCCCUUCGCGUCCCCCCUUUUCCACUUCUUAGUCGUUUUCCUUCUUCUUCCGGGGAGUCUGCGCUUCUCGCUCUCCUCCCCAUCCUUCCUCCUCCUGCUCUGCACUUUUCCGCAGGCUCGUUCCCGGUGUGUGUCGAAGUUCAAGCAAGAAGCCUCGCUUCUCAAAGCUCGACGCCGAUCCCUCGGAAGCCUGACGUCUCUGGUUCGCGCGUUUCGCUGGUCGGCCCUCUCCCAAGUCCACGUUCCCCCGUUUUUUGUCCUCUGACUCCACUUUCUCCUUUUCUCGCGUCUCUCGCAUCUGACGCUUCCUCCUCGACAGAAAGAAUCCUCCAGUGGUGCUCUGGGUUCUCGCUCUUGUCGCGCGACCGCCUGCGGCAGAAACGCCAGUUUUUUCUUCAGACCGGAAGCCGCAUGCAGAGACAUUGGACCAACAGUCGAAACAAGCAAAUCAACCGUGGCGGAUGGACGUUGAACGGACGUUUCGGUGACUUUUUUCUCGUUGAAACGCGCGGAACGAAGUUUCCAAGUUCAAAUGGGAGAAACUCGCCGCAAACUCCUGUGUGGCCAAGGACCUUUCUUCUCCCUCCGCUGAAAAACGUCUGAGAUUUCGCGUCCCUCUCGCCUUGCCCGACGGACAGCCGGCCGCGCUGCAUUCUUUCUCUGUCCUUAGAGAAAACUUGUCUUUCUCUUCUCUCGUAGUGUCUUUUCUUCUUCAUUCGCCGUUCGUCUGUAGCUCUCUCCGUCUAUAUCCGGGUGGCAUCCUUCGAGUCUACACCCGCGGUUCGACUUGCGUCUCUGUCCCCUUCCAUCUCUCUGUAGGUCUGUCUCUCUGUGUCUCAGUCUCUCCACACUCUCACCACACUCUCUCCCUCCGACCGCCGGUCUGUGUGUCUCUUUUCGCUUCUCUGCCUGGAAAGCGCGUCUCCGCUUCUUUCUCCACUCUUCGUCACCAUGAGAGGUUUCGAAUCUGCUGAGGACCGCGCGUACUCUCGCCCUGGACAGUCGGGGGCGUCGGGAAACGCCAGCGACCUCGACUCUCGAGCAGUGGACCGGACUCCAGGCGAGCUUCCGAAGACUCUUCACUUCAAGCUGGUUCUGUUGGGAGACACUAGCGUCGGCAAAAGCUGCUUGGUCGUCCGCUUCGCGAAAGACGAGUUCUACGAAUAUCAAGAAAGCACGAUCGGCGCCGCGUUCAUGACGCAGUCGGUGAAUCUGGGGAGCUGCAUCGUGAAGUUCGAGAUCUGGGAUACCGCCGGACAAGAAAGAUAUCGAUCUCUCGCGCCCAUGUACUACAGAGGCGCAGCGGCAGCAGUGGUUGUUUACGACAUUUCGAAUCGGGACAGUUUCCAAGGUGCAAAGUCGUGGGUUCAGGAACUCCAAAGUGUGAACGACCGGUCGAACGUCGUCAUUGCGCUCGCGGGGAACAAAGAGGACCUCGCUGCAGAACGCCAAGUGCCGAAGCAGGAGGCGCAGCAGUACGCGGACGAACAUGGCAUCCUCUUUCUCGAGACGAGUGCCAAGACAGGUCACAAUGUGAACGAACUCUUCUACGAAAUCGCGGCGGCCCUGCCGAAGACCCGCAAAGAGCACGAUCCGCAUGCAGGCUUUCAACUGAACAAGACGCAAGAACAGAAGUCUUCUUCGAGCUCGUGGUGUGCAUGUGGAGGCAAAAGUUGAAGCUUUCGUUUGUUCGAACCUCCUGUUUCUGUAAGAACUGUUUCUCGGCUUUGAGGACUGAGGCCUUCGACUCUUUGUUUUCGAUUUUAAAGGACUCCAGCAAAGGUUGUCGCUUCUCCGGUGUCUCAGGCUGCUUUUUCCUGCCCUGUGGUCUCUAAUCCAGAGACGGUGUUGAGCUCACGGAUCUUUCCGCGCUUCCGCGGCUGCUCUCUCGCUUGUUCCCUAGUUUUCUCUCUUCGUCUUCCUCUCCGUUUCUUCUCUUUCUUUCUCUCUUUUCUGGCUUCCCUCCUUCUUUCUCUGUGUUGCUCGCUGUGUCUGCUGCUUCUCCUUUCUGUCGUUCUACCUCUCUCUCUCUCUCUCCGCGUCCUUUCUCUCUUCUGCACUUGUUCCUUUCCUCCGUUUCCUCCGUCUUUCUCUCUCUGCCCGUUUUCUCUUCUGCUGGAGCUCUCGUCCUCCGAGCGUUGCCUUCUCUCCCGAGUUUCGCCUCGCCGUGUGUGAGGCUCUCAGCUCCGGAAGCCUAGACGCUCAGGGUGUUGGUGCUUGAACGGGGGCCUCUCUUUUCUCCUCUUUCUCGGAACCUCACAGCCUAUAACGCAAUUGGGCAGCGC